GUAGCUAUGGUUCUAAUUCUACUGGUAGCCAUUCCACUGCUGGUCCACACGAGCAAAGGGGGAAACACAGCAAGCGAAGGAAGCCAUUAUGAAAUGCUCGAAAGCUGCAGGAUGGUCUGCGAUGCCUACACCACCUCUCAGCGAGGCCAGGAAUUAACAGCCGUGUCUCCGCCACCCCAGGACUACUCUGGGAAGAAGAUCAGGUCUGGCAUCCGAGGACCACCAGGGAUCCCCGGGCCCCCAGGUGCGCGUGGGCCACCUGGGGACCCGGGCAAGCCAGGGCCGCAGGGUCCCCCGGGUCCCGGUCCUGGAGGCUAUUCUCCCUCCCUAUACACUCCCAAAAUUGCCUUUUAUGCGGGGCUCCGCAAGCAGCACGAGGGGAGCGAAGUACUGAAAUUUGAUGAUGUGGUAACCAACGUAGGUAACUACUACGAGCCCAGUACUGGCAAGUUCACCUGUCCGCUGCCUGGCAUAUACUUCUUCACCUACCAUGUGCUCAUGAGAGGGGGCGAUGGCACCAGCAUGUGGGCGGACCUGAAGAAGAAUGGACUGGUAAGAGCCAGCGCCAUCGCUCAGGACGCCGAUCAGAAUUACGACUACGCGUCCAACAGUGUGAUCUUGCAUUUGGACGUGGGCGAUGAGGUGUGCGUGCAGCUGGACGGCGGCAAGGUCCACGGGGGCAACACAAACAAGUAUAGCACCUUCUCUGGAUUCCUCAUCUACCCAGACUGA
Molecule: messenger RNA, 732 nt
Organism: Syngnathoides biaculeatus (alligator pipefish)
Lineage: Eukaryota; Metazoa; Chordata; Actinopteri; Syngnathiformes; Syngnathidae
Gene: c1ql4a
Product: complement component 1, q subcomponent-like 4
Exons: 2
Coding region: 7-732 (241 amino acids)
Molecular function (GO): protein binding
Source: RefSeq, a predicted model, not a curated record